UACAACAUUUGGAUGAAAAGUGAAGUUCUUGGUUUUCCGGCGGGUGUUUGCCCUACUGUUGGUAUUGGUGGGCAUGUCAGUGGCGGUGGAUACGGGAAUAUGCUUCGUAAGUUUGGACUCAGUGUUGAUAAUGUAUUGGAUGCUCGACUGGUGGAUGUUAAUGGUAGAAUUCUUGACAGGAAAUCAAUGGGUGAAGAUGUAUUUUGGGCAAUUAAAGGUGGUGGUGGUGCUAGUUUUGGUGUCAUUCUAGCCUUCAAAAUCCAACUUGUUCAAGUUCCACAAACUGUGACUUACUUCAAAGUUGAAAGGUUUUUAGACCAGAAUGCUACUGAUAUUGUUGUCCAGUGGCAGAAUGUUGCUACCAAAAUUGACAAUAAUCUCUUCGUAAGACUACUUAUACAACCCGUUACAGCAAAAAAUAAAGAAAAGGUCGAGGGUGCAGAGGACACAAAGACGAUACGUGCAACAUUCAUAGCGUUGUUCCUUGGUGAUUCUAGUACACUAAUGUCUCUUGUAAGCAAAGAAUUCCCUGCUUUGGGAUUAACAAAGAAGGAUUGUUUCCAAAUGAGGUGGAUUGAUUCAAUCCUGCUGUGGGCAAAUUUCGACAACACGGCAAGGCCAGAAGCCUUGUUAAACAGAACAGGGGAUUCAUUAAUUUUCUUGAAAAGAAAAUCGGAUUACGUACUAGAACCAAUUCCUAAAGAUAAAUUGGAAUCAAUUUUUCAGAAGAUGAUUUCACUGGGAAAAAUAGGACUAGUUUUCAAUCCUUAUAGAGGAAGAAUGAAUGAAAUUCUCGAGGACGAAACUCCAUUUCCUCAUAGGGCAGGGAUUAUUUUUAAGAUUCAGUACUCAGCGAAUUGGAAUGAAUUAGGAUUAGUGGCAGAAAAAGAUUACCUUUCACAGAUAAGAGAUUUGUACAGCUUCAUGACUCCAUUUGUUUCAAAGAACCCUAGACAAGCCUAUCUUAAUUACAGGGAUCUUGAUAUUGGUACAAAUGAUCAAGGCCCAAACAGCUUAGAACAAGGACGGGUAUAUGGAACCAAGUAUUUCAAGAGCAAUUUUGAUAGAUUGGUGAAAGUGAAAUCAAUGAUCGAUCCACAAAAUUUCUUCAGAAAUGAGCAAAGUAUUCCUACUCAAACUCACUCCAUUCAUGUUCAAGGGACAAGAAAACGCAUGAAGAUGUUCUAAUCCAGGUGAUUAUUCUUUUAUAGUAUCUUAAUAAGUGUCAGAUUGUGUUUUAAUGAUUCUCCGGCACAUGUAAUGGUGCCACGUGGAGGGACUAGGUUGAACUUUGUUUAAUUAAGAAAUCAUUUUCACUUCUUUUAAUAUUAGUCGAAUUUUAUGAAUGUGAUAUAUUGAAUCAAAAA
Molecule: messenger RNA, 1367 nt
Organism: Capsicum annuum
Lineage: Eukaryota; Viridiplantae; Streptophyta; Magnoliopsida; Solanales; Solanaceae
Product: berberine bridge enzyme-like 21
Molecular function (GO): oxidoreductase activity; FAD binding
Source: RefSeq, a predicted model, not a curated record